AUGGACGCUGACAUGGAUUCUCCUGGAAAGUUCUCGUCCAUGACCGGCGUUGGCAAGCUUCUAGCUGAAGGCCCAUUCGAGCUCCUCACUCUCAUUCAACUGUUCUUGGAUCCAAUCGACAUACUUGCCUUGCGGUUCACAUGUAAACAUGUUUCUGGCACCACUCGGUCGCGGAUUGUGUGGGUGAACGCCCUCCGGAACGUCAGCAUCGCACAGGGCGUGUUCUUGCCCAGUUUUCCGGUGGAACAAAUGUCGAGUGAUGACCUGGAACAUGCAGCUCUCUCCCCUCAUCAAUCACGGGCUCGCUUUCAGAAGGCCGACAAAACCACGCCCUUCCUCACUCGCCCGUUUGCUCCGCAUUUCCAGGGAGGUGACCUGGCGGCGAAUUCGAUACUUACAGUCCACCUCGUGCCUGGUGGUAGAUUCCUCUUCACCUCAAACCGUCAGGGUGAGGUCCACCUCUGGGAUAUAGGCAACUAUGCUGGAGGACACAUGAAAUCGUUACCCGUUGCCACUUUGGCAGGCUCUGAAGCAAGGCCCAGCUGCGUCGAACAUAUCCGACCUGCAUCAAACUCAGACUCUCUAUAUGUCUUCACAAGUGAGCAGAAUAGAAGGAUCUCUUGCUAUGAGAUAUACCCGACUUCUGAGGACCCACGAUUCAGCCGAAUAAGCACCUUGUGGUUUAAUGCCUACAACAUUAGGAUAACCAGUUCCAAAGAUUAUCUGGUUUGUCACCGACGUGCAGAUAGUUAUUUUACAGUCUGGAAGUACGCGGCAGAUGGGCUUAGUGUCAGUGGGGACAUUUCCGAUGAUGAACCAGGUUACCUAUGUGAGACGUUUAUUUUCGAUAAAAAUGUGAUCACAUUCCAUACUACCGAUUUUCGCUUGUGGACAAUACCUGACCUAACACCGUUGAUCAAUGGCCAUAUUAAACUGGAACCGCAGCUUCGUCUGGCAUACCUCUCUAUAGCUGAACAAGGCCCAAGGGUAGCUCUCCCCUCAUGCUGGCUCCCGGAACUUGCGCAGAACCAGUUUGGUAUCUAUUAUGAUGAAAUUUCAAUGAUGGCACUCUACCAAAUCAAAUCUAUCGAUACUGCACAGGAGUCCGAUCUGCCAAAUAUUCUUCCCAUACAUUCUGGCUCCGUCCAGCAUUCCCAACCCCGAAAUCCUCCCAUUUAUCGUGAAAUAGAUGAUGUAGGGCCACUCCACAUAACAGAAGACGGAUUUCUUCAUAUAUUGACAAUGGCCAGUUCGGAUGUUGCCAUUGGCAUCAUUUUGAAACCUCGCCCAAACAAUCCCACUUGGUCCUUCGUCAGAUCUUCCAUUUGGAAUGAAUCAAGGAGAGACUUUGACUUUGAUUCCGUGGUCUAUGACUUUUGUCCAAUGGCGGGACGACUCGUCAUAUGUUUCUUGGGCCUGAAUGGCCGUGAGGUUCAGAUUUUAGACUUUACGCCUCCCAGGUCUUUCUUGUGA
Messenger RNA from Laccaria bicolor S238N-H82, 1473 nucleotides. RefSeq lists its product as uncharacterized. The record is from RefSeq and is a predicted model, not a curated record. Bases 1 to 1473 code for a protein of 490 amino acids. The transcript has 4 exons. Lineage: Eukaryota; Fungi; Basidiomycota; Agaricomycetes; Agaricales; Hydnangiaceae. Gene Ontology annotation, molecular function: protein binding.